AUAGGACCACUCGCAACAAUAUUGACAAAUGAAUGUAGACGCUGACAUCCGGGAUAUAGUCUUGUGGCUGUGUAGUUAAAUAACAGCGAAGGCACUGGACCUAGGACUGACGCCAUUAUUACAGACAUUGGCAGUAAGACAUACAGUGUAGGAAGUAGACACGGGUGAAGAACAAUGGAUCUUCUGCAGUCCAAUAAAACAAUCACUGUUGAACUUCGUGAAUUGAACGACUUGUUGACGUGUUACUUAUGCAAAGGUUACUGGAUCCGACCCACAACUAUCGCCGAAUGUCUUCAUACAUUUUGUAGGAGUUGCAUCGUACGAUAUCUCGAUGAUUCUGAUGAAAACGAGUGUCCAAGAUGCAGCACAGUUAUUCAUGAAACUAACCCUUUAGAACUUCUCAGAGCUGACCAAACACUAGAAGAUAUUAUUUUUAAAUUAGUUCCACACCUUCAGGAAAGUGAGAAGCAACGUGAGACUAACUUCAAUCUUGCUCAGAAGAGAAGGAAAGAAAAAGAAGAUGAGUCGGAUCAACAACCGGCGUAUAAACGACAAAGAGGAACUCAAGAUGAGCAUCAAUACAGCGACCAUCGUAACGACCCACAGAUUGCAUUUUGUUUGGAUUGUAUAAACAAUGACAACGUUUCGAGCAAAUAUAUUCAACCUCUUGCAAAGAAAUUCAUAAAAACGUCAAUUCGCCUGACCAUCGGCCAUCUUAAGAAAUAUCUUCGUCUAAAACUGAAUCUUCCUCACAAGAAAGAAGUUGAUAUUUUAUGCAAUGGUGAAAUCAUGGGUAAAGAUCACACAUUAGAAUUUAUCUACAUGACAAGAUGGAGACUGAAGAGUGAACAUUUGCUAACUUUGCAAUACAGAUCACAAGAAGUUCUUUUGACGUGAACGAAGAUUGUAUUGUAAUUCAAAUAUAUACUCCCGCUCAUAAUCUUUGCUUAGCGUUUGUUACAAACUGAGCUUAGCUUGUAAGAGCAGCGGUGACGAUAUAAAUACUGCCAUAUUAUUCCCCAUUACCUGAGUCUUCUAGCCCGCUGUAGAUAACCUUAUAAAUAUUUAUAUUUUAUGAAAUAGUAAUCCAAAAAUUUUGUAUGACAUAUGUAUAGUAUAGAUCAAUGAAAUAUAGUAUAAACAAAUAUAUGAAUA
Messenger RNA from Dendronephthya gigantea, 1155 nucleotides. RefSeq names its product polycomb group RING finger protein 5-B-like. The transcript is spliced from 9 exons. The record is from RefSeq and is a predicted model, not a curated record. Bases 175 to 897 code for a protein of 240 amino acids. Gene Ontology annotation, cellular component: PRC1 complex. Lineage: Eukaryota; Metazoa; Cnidaria; Anthozoa; Malacalcyonacea; Nephtheidae. Gene Ontology annotation, biological process: regulation of transcription by RNA polymerase II.